AUGAAACGCAGUGUCACUAUAUCAUCGGAAUACGAUUUCAUAUUCAAGAUUGUGAUCAUAGGUGAUAGUUCUGUGGGAAAAAGUAAUCUUUUACUACGGUUUACACGGAAUGAAUUUCGUCUUGACACUCAAUCAACCAUCGGAGUUGAAUUUGCUUACAAACAACUUCUCAUCGAUGGGAAAAGAAUCAAGACUCAAGUUUGGGACACAGCUGGUCAGGAACGUUUCAAAACAGUUAUUCCACAAUUUUAUCGCGGUAGCGAAGGUGCUCUAGUCGUUUUUGAUUUAACAAAACCUGAUACAUUUCAGCACGUAUCGACCUGGAUCGAAGAAGUCUAUCGACACACACCCGCUGAUUUACCUAUUGUUCUUGUUGGAAACAAAUCAGAUCUUGUCGAGCAACGAGCCGUAUCACGCGAAGAAGCAACUGCUCUAGCCAAACAUCUUAAUCUAUCCUAUAUGGAAACAUCUGCGCUGAAUGCAUCGAAUGUCGAGCAAGCAUUCGUUUUAUUGGUAUCAAGUGUUUAUGAAAAGAACAAACCUCUCUCCAUGGAUACCUCUUUGUCGUCACCGACAUCCACAUCAGAUGAUAUUUCACAUACUCGCACCGUUCCUGUAGGUGUGGAUGAAACACUCGAUUCUGAUAAACCGAUACGUCCUUCACAUAAGGAAAAACGUUCAUCUCAAAAGAAAAAUGGUUGUUGUGUGAUUUCUUGA
Molecule: messenger RNA, 717 nt
Organism: Adineta ricciae
Lineage: Eukaryota; Metazoa; Rotifera; Eurotatoria; Adinetida; Adinetidae
Source: the annotation of a GenBank genome assembly